This is a messenger RNA of Durotheca rogersii, 796 nucleotides long. RefSeq lists its product as uncharacterized. The coding region runs from base 105 to 656 and encodes 183 amino acids. The record is from RefSeq and is a predicted model, not a curated record. NCBI's taxonomy places the organism in Eukaryota, Fungi, Ascomycota, Sordariomycetes, Xylariales, Xylariaceae. The transcript has a single exon.
UUGGUCCUGUCCUCCCUCUCUUUGCUCCUCCCCUUUUCUCCUCGUGUAUGUAUAUACGCAGGUAGGUUAGGGUAGGUCAGGUUAGGUAGGUAUGCCAUGUCUGCAUGUGUGUAUGUGUGUAUGGGGGGGUAAGCCUGCUAGCAGAUCAGCCCGAGCACAUCAACCUAUACAUCCCUCCAAUCCAUACAUUCAUGUGUGGGUAUAUGAAUAUAUAUCUAGGUAUUUAUAUUUAUAUAUGUGUGUGGGCAUGUAUGCAUGUGUGUACAUACCGGCGGAUAGAGGAGGGGGAGUGGCCGUGUACGCGUGCAUAUGUCCGAUCUAGGUAUACAAGAUCUCAUUCUCAAGAAGAGACACCAGGUCGGUUCUGUUACCUAUGUGUCUCUAGCCGCGUACGUGUGUCUGUAUAUCCAAUACCUAUCUACCUACCUCUCAUCGAGAUCGAACUGCAGUUGAAAGAUAAGAGAGAGAAAAACAACGCGCGCGAUUUAUUCCAACCUAUCUAUCCGUCUCUUGGCUCCCUUCCUCCUCCCGCUCCUCCUCCUCCUCCUCUUUUUCCGUUCGUACCAGCAGCACAGGCGAAUACCCCACACGCAUACACACGAAUGGACUCGGAUGUGCACAUACCUGCCUGCCUACCUAGGGAAGUACGUAGGUAGGUAAGUGGUUAGGAGGUAGGUGGACAUGUAAGGCUAUAUGCCAUGUACGCGCACACAGACGUGGCACGAUCAGCAUGGGGGAAGGGAAGGGGGAAAGGAGGGGGAAGGGAACACAGAAGACACAGAGAGGCAGGGGAGUG